Messenger RNA from Stegastes partitus (bicolor damselfish), 1344 nucleotides. It is a transcript of the gene ap1s3b, whose product is annotated as adaptor related protein complex 1 subunit sigma 3b. The transcript has 6 exons. Gene Ontology annotation, biological process: vesicle-mediated transport; intracellular protein transport. Gene Ontology annotation, molecular function: clathrin-cargo adaptor activity. Gene Ontology annotation, cellular component: AP-1 adaptor complex; membrane coat. The record is from RefSeq and is a predicted model, not a curated record. The coding region runs from base 142 to 612 and encodes 156 amino acids. NCBI's taxonomy places the organism in Eukaryota, Metazoa, Chordata, Actinopteri, Pomacentridae.
AACCAACUUCUACACUGGCUCCCCAAACGCUCCGAGGAUCAGAUAUGCGUUCGGCCGGACCGUCUGACCCUUUGUGAGGGUUAAAGUGCACCAUUUCUAAUCUUCUGAUAGCGUUUUAAGGCUCCUGGCGACGCGUCAAAAAUGAUGCGCUUCCUGCUGCUCUUCAGUCGCCAGGGGAAGCUGCGUCUGCAGAAAUGGUUCACGCCCAUUCCAGAACGCGAGAAGAAGAAGAUCAUAAGGGAGAUGACCAGCCUGGUGUUGGCCCGGCAACCACGCUCCUGCAACUUCCUGCACUGGAAAGACCUGAAGAUCAUUUACAAGAGGUAUGCAAGCUUGUACUUCUGCUUGGCCAUAGAAAACCAGGAGAAUGAGCUAUUAGCCCUGGAGGUUAUUCAUCGCUACGUGGAGCUGCUGGACAAAUACUUUGGCAAUGUGUGUGAGCUGGACAUAAUCUUUAACUUUGAAAAGGCCUAUUUUAUCCUGGAUGAGUUUCUAAUGGGAGGAGAGAUACAAGAAACCUCCAAACAGAUUGUGAAUCGCUGCAUCGAAUCCUCGGACAUGUUACAGGAGGAUGACAGCAGUGAGUGGUAUGAGGUGGAGCUGUUUGGAUGACCUUGAAUAUGGACAGAAAGACCAUGGAGGAGUAUAUGAGCAAACCUGCAUUUUAACCUGUGGAUUAAAGGGCAUUGAAAAAAAACAAAACAACAACAACAGCGGGGAGGAAUACAGGAGCCGGAUGUACUGUAUGUGAGUCAAAGAAGAUUCUGAAAUGGACUUUUAUUCACUGAACAUUUUAGUAAAGAAGGCAUAUCAAAUGCCUGCUUGCUUUCUGCCUGAAGCACGUCUGCAUGUGUUUUCAUUUGAGAGUUGUUUUUUUUCAAAGAUUCUUUCACACCAUGUGCUGUUAUUAAAAUGAAAUGAAGUCGUAAUAAAGGACGGGGAGGGAGGGGUUGAAAAUCGUAACAAUGAAGUGAUUGUAGAUUUCUAAAUGUGUCACAUUUACAUUUAAAUCAUGUCUUAAUAUAUUGGAAGUGAGUGAUUUCAGUCUGGAAAGAGCCUGAUUUGUUUCUUCUUUGUUUUUUUUGUAAACCGUUCUACUCCGCCACUCGAGUUUAUAUCUCAAACACGUCUUAAGAAAAAAAAAAAACACACAUUACUGUGGAGUUACAACGUUUUGCUUCCUCGCGAGCCAAUAAGCGACUGCGAGAAGUUUCUUACCGUUUAACAUAUUACAUGUGUGGGACUUAGUUUUUAAAGGAGCAGUUGCUAGCGUGGGUGUGAGUCAGUUUGUUUUAUAAUGUGGAAUUUACGCUGUUAUGAUUAAAUGUUUAUUUUGAUAAGCAA